AUUUCAGGUCCUGGUGGGUAAAUGCAGCCGGCCCUCCCAGGGCUGUGACUGUGCCUGUUGCUGUCAGCCCCACCGAGAAAGCAGGCAUGAAGGACAGGGAUGUUACUCUACAAUUUGCUAUAAACCCACGAUAAUUGGAUUUCUGUAUAAGCAGUGAAUAUGUCAAGUGUUGAGUCAUUUAUCAGAAUCAUUACCUGCUGCAGGCCAGUAGAAUGGACUGGUUUCUUGAUUAGGGCCAUUGGCCUUUGUGGCAUUGAAGGGGUAAAGACAUUUGAAAAUUUCAAGUUCUGGAGAAUCCCAUGAAAAGCAUAUUUUAAAGGAAUAGUGUUUGGACUGUGACAAGAAGAAAAUAUUAAGGAACAUUGUUUACAAGAUCCCAGUCUCUGCACCCCCUCUUCUCAUGAGGCACUGAAGAAGGGAGCCUUUACAAUGGCCACAGCUGUGCAACCGAAUGAGCUGGUGUUUGAGUUUGCAAGCAAUGUCAUGGAGGACGAGCAUCAGCUUGGGGACCCUUCUAUUUUUCCGGCUGUCAUUGUUGAGCACAUUCCAAAUGCAGAUCUCCUGCACACCUACUCGGGUCUAACCUGUGUUGAUGAACCAAACGACAUUAUCACAGAAAACUCGCUGGAUGUAGCAGAGGAACAGAUUAUUGAUGAUGAUGACCUCACUCUUACAGUUGAAGCAUCUUGCCUUUCGGUUGAAACAUCCUGUAAUGAGGACGAGACUAUGGAGACAAUUGAAGCUGCAGAGGCACUACUAAAUAUGGAUUCUCCUGAUCCUAUGCUGGAUGAAAAAAGGCUUGCUAACAUCUUUGGUUCAGCUGAUGAUGACCUCCUGAACACUCCUAUUACCCACGUCUCUGUCACUGUUGACGGAAUCCCAGAGGUGAUGGAAAUUAACCAGAACUUUUACGAAGAGAAUCUAGAAUGUCAUUUACAGGAACAACCCAAGAGAAAAAAAGGGCGAAAACCGAGAAAUCCUCGUCCUGAAUCUCCCACCACCACCCCAAAUAUAUCUGUCAAAAAGAAAAACAAAGAUGGUAAAGGAAAUACAAUUUAUUUGUGGGAGUUUUUGCUGGCUUUGCUUCAAGAUAAAGCGACUUGCCCAAAGUACAUUAAGUGGACACAGAGAGAAAAGGGCAUUUUCAAACUGGUAGACUCGAAAGCUGUUUCCAGACUGUGGGGUAAACAUAAGAACAAGCCUGACAUGAAUUAUGAGACAAUGGGCAGAGCCCUCAGGUAUUAUUACCAAAGGGGAAUUUUAGCCAAAGUAGAAGGUCAACGGCUUGUCUAUCAGUUUAAAGAAAUGCCAAAGGAUUUGGUAUAUAUAGAUGAGGAGGACUCUAGCUCCAGUGCAGAAUACACUGGGAAUUUGUCUUCAGAUUUCUCCUUGCAGCACUCUGCAGUUACAACUCCCACCAGGAACCAAGCACGGGUACCCAAAGGCUCUUCCAACAAUGCAUCAAGGGCCAGUUCAGCCACAGUUCUAAAAAAUGGAUCUUCUAAAGCUUUGAAGUUGAAAGAGGAAAUAGAUCCAGCCCAGCAACAAAUCUCCUUGAUGCCAUCAGAUUUAUUGAGGACAAUUCAAGCUUCUCCGGUAACACAACCACACCCAACUCAGUUAUAUCGGACAGUGCAUUUAAUGCAGCCUGGACAAGCUAUCCAAGAACAAACCAUAACUUGCACAAUUCAGAAUGACAGCUUGCCUGGUGCUCAGACUGUAAGAACUAUACAGUCUCCAGGACAAGUACCAGUUGUGGUGUCUUCAGGAAAUCAGCAGCUGCACACAGUAACACUCCAAACAGUGCCUCUUACCACAGUCAUAACAAGCACAGAUCCAGUCACGGGAGCAGGGUCACAGAAAUUUAUAUUACAGGCCAUGCCUUCAGUCCAGCCUAUGACAGUACUUAAAGAAAACAUGGUGCUACAACCCCAAAGAACAGGUUCACCGCCUCCAUCAGUUGUCCUGAGCCCAAGCCAGGUACAGCAGGUUUUCACUGGCAAUGUUCAGAGUCUUUGUAAUGGAACUGUCAGUGUGCCUUCAUCUCCAACCUUCAGUGCAAAUACUCCAGUCAUGAGCUUUUCCACCAGCAGUUCACCUCUGCUCACCCAACCUACAGGAACAUUCAUCACAUCUGUAAUCAAGUCGCCUGAAAGCAAACAGACACUUCUUCCUCUAUCUAGCACUCAAGGGCUGCAGGAGGGAACACCAGAGCCUGCUGAGCAGACUGAGCACAAGUAUCAGCCUCCAUGUGUGUUGGUAGUUGCCAGUCCUAACGGGUUUCCUUCUCCAUUGGAAAUCAAACAAGAAAAUGACCUAUGGGCUUUUGACUCAAAAUAACAAACCAAACCUUUUAUAUUUAAUAUGUUGUUCCAAAUGUGAUAGGUUCUUCCUCAACUGCAUCUAUUUUUUUAAUUCAAAGCGUCUAUUUUUCCCCGCUCUUCUUGUUUCCUAAUAACAUUCAAUUUCAGUUCAGUAGAGUUUGAGUUUAACAUGAGCUUUGUUGGUUUAUCUGCCACAGAAAUCCGGAACAUUCAUUUGAAUAUCGUUUUACUAUACCAAUUGUUUCAGACACAAACCUUGAAGGAAUAUAUUUUUGUCAGUCUUUUAAUGUGUUUGUAUAAGCUGUGUAUUCUGUACAUUCUAUGUUGUUAGCCUGUAAAUAAGUGACCAGCAUAUCUGUGCUUUAUGGGGGUUGAGCCGUUUUUUGCUUCAUGCUCUGUUUUUAGAUGACUACAGGCCAUCUUGGAGUACACCAAUAUUUUCUUUGUAUAAACCAAAUGUCCAGAAUGAUCAGAGAAAAGGAAAUGUAAAUAUUCUAUGCAGAAAGGAAAUACAACAUUGCUGUUGUAAUGCACUGUUCAAAAAGGCAUUGGAUUUCCUUUUCAGUCAGAUUUGUAACAGUUCAACAACUGAAAUUCAGUUGACUUUACCUUAGCAGUAACUACUGUGCCUUAGUUUGAAUAAAAACUAUAAAGAUGCAUUAAAAACAUUACAGGUGUUGCAGACAGAAUUUAAAGAGAUGAAAUACGUUUUUUAUUACAUGUAAAUAUUGUAUAUUAUCUGCAACUCUGGAAAAAAUAUAUAAAGGGCAGUUCGCCUUCACGCCACUUAUUGUUUUCAUAUAGUAUACCACAAAUAAUGACUUUUUCCCCCAAUGCUUUUUAUUAUUUUUAUGAUUUUUCUAGAUGUUUUUUAGAAUUGGUUUCAUUUUCCUCCUCCACUCGAAAUUGUCGAAAUGUUGUACAUUGAUUGAUACAAUCCUCAGCAGCAUCAGAGAAAUACCAGCAACAAAUAUAUUGACUGUGAACGUUGCUCUGUGACAGUUUAGUAAAGCUCAGGGAGCAUGCUCAAAAGAGCUGAGUCUGGUAUGUAACAAUGAAUGUAUAAAAUUGUAACAGUUUAGAGAGCCGGUAGAAUAAGCCUUGCUUGCUGACUGGGUAACUGGAGAUGGAGAAGACAAAUGUAACCAUUUUUAAGACUUUACCUUUAAAAAAGGGAAAAAACAAGCAAAUAAAAUGAAAGCACUGGGAAAAAAAGUCAUUAUUUGUAGUGAUUUUAUUUAAAAGUUUUGUGAAAGCGAACUGCCCCCUUAAUAAAACUAAUUUCUGUUUCUUAAAAUAGUUUAAGGAAAAAAAUCACAUUUUAUAGCCUCAAGAGAUCACUUCUAUGUUUAGAUUUAAAAUGCUAUAUGUAUUGAUAGACAUUGAAUUUGUAUUUAAAAAAAAUUAAAUGUUGGAACACCUUU
Molecule: messenger RNA, 3748 nt
Organism: Xenopus laevis (African clawed frog)
Lineage: Eukaryota; Metazoa; Chordata; Amphibia; Anura; Pipidae
Gene: elf1.L
Product: E74 like ETS transcription factor 1 L homeolog
Exons: 10
Coding region: 430-2340 (636 amino acids)
Biological process (GO): regulation of DNA-templated transcription; DNA-templated transcription; cell differentiation
Cellular component (GO): nucleus
Molecular function (GO): DNA-binding transcription factor activity, RNA polymerase II-specific; sequence-specific DNA binding; DNA-binding transcription factor activity
Source: RefSeq, a predicted model, not a curated record